AUGAAAGGUCGGCGAGAACGCGAUGAAGAAGAGAGCGAAGUAGAGAAUCGAGUGACGUAUUAUUCGCCGUGGGACGUGACAGAGACGUCGUCGGGGCUUCUGGUGCCAAGUUACGUGCUGACGCAGCUGCUGCCCCACCAACGCGAGUGUCUCGAGUGGCUGCACAAACUGCAUGAACGAGGAUGGGUCCGGGAGCUGCACAAGUGGACGCCUUGGAUACGGGUCGUGCUGCUCCAUGCUUCGGGGACAGGCGUAAACACGUCAUCGUCGAGUGCGUGUUACGAGCAGCUAAUUGAAGAGACGUUUUGCUACGAAAAUGACGUGUCGGGCGGCGAAGAGGGGGAGGAAAUGGGCUAUCGUGAAAGGGGAGAGCACGCACCGACAGGCGGUGGUGUGGUCAUUAGCACGUACGAAAAUGUGCGACAGUAUCAGAGCUUGUUUCUCACGCGCGAAUGGGACUACGUUGUGCUGGACGAAGGACACCGGGUUCGCAAUCCAGACGCUGAAACAACGCUUGCUUGCAAACAGCUGCGCACGAUACACCGCAUCAUUCUCUCUGGUACACCGAUUCAGAAUCGACUUCGAGAGCUUUGGUCGCUGUUCGACUUCGUUUAUCCCGGACGUUCGGGCACAUUACCAACGUUCGACGAUGAGUUUGUGCUGCCCAUUCGAGCGGGAGGAUACGCGACAGCAACUAAGAUGCAGGUGUUGAUGGCAUACAAGUGUGCACUGUCCCUGAGAGAUCUCAUCCAGUCGUUCCUGCUCCGUCGCACGAAACAAGAAAUCCUGACGAACGGCGCUGACAAUGGGAUGGGUGCACUGCUUCCUGGCAAACAAGAGCAGAUUAUAUUUUGCCGGCUCACGGUGAGACAGCGUGCGCUGUAUAGGCGCUUCCUGUCCUCGUCCGAAGUCGCAAAGGUGUUGCGGCGAGACAAUCGGCCAUUCCGGGCCAUUUCUGUGCUACGACACAUCUGUAACCAUCCAGACUUGCUAGCAUCGUUUAGUGAUGGAAGACUGGCUGACAAACAACGACAAAGUUUUGAGGACGACGACGAAGAAGAGGUUGCUAGCAUUGCUGGAUCGCUAAACGAAAUGGACGAAGGCAAAGAAGAAGAUGGAAGCGACGAGGCGUUUGGCGCUGCAUCGGCGAGCGGGAAAAUGGUUGUGCUACAGAAGGUGUUGUUGUUGUGGAAGGCGCAGGGUCACCGAGUGCUGAUCUUUUCACAAAACGCGCGCAACCCCUUCGCGUUCCUACUGACAACUCGCGCUGGUGGUAUUGGUGUGAACUUAGUCGGUGCUGAUCGUGUCGUGGUGUUCAAUCCUGACUGGAACCCGUCCACGGACGUCCAAGCUCGCGAACGAGCUUGGCGCAUUGGACAGCAGAAACCCGUGACGGUGUUCAGACUUAUCACGGCUGGAACGAUCGAAGAGAAGAUUUAUCACCGGCAGAUCUUCAAACAGUACCUUACUAGCAAGGUGCUGCACGAUGCUAAACGUAAGCGGUGUUUCAACAAGCACUCGUUGCGAGAACUGUUUGUCCUAGGGGACGAAGAAGAAGAAAAGGAUGGAGUCGCAGAAACAAACGAAAUGUUUGUUGCUGGAAACGUUGUGCGACCUGCUGAAGCGAUUGACGAUUACCGCGACGAUGGGCAAAGCAGAGACGACAAAGUCGACACAGAGGCUGGAGAUAACGACAUCGUAUUGAAGCAGUUAUUUGACGGUGGUGAUGUACGCGGUGUGUUUGAUCACUCGUCGGUGGAGUCGGAUGGCGUGCAGAACCAAGAAGCAGAUCUCGUGGAGAUGGAGGCAACAAAGAUUGCUCAACGAGUACUGAGUGCCCUUCGAGCGUCUAAUGCUCUCGUGCGGCAGCAGCGGGAAACUGUGUAUACGCCAACGUGGACGGGCCGGUCGGGCGCUGCUGGCGAUCCGUCGCAACGGCGGCAGCAGCCAUCGAUUGUGUCGCGGGACGCGAUGGCGUCGCGGCUCAGGCGACGUCCGUCCCGCUCCAAGCCGAUUCGGGAGCAUCGAGUGCUUGUGCAGUCUUCUGGCAGCUCGGCCCCAAUUGGCGCCAGUGAGAUGGCGAAGCGUUUGCACUCGUUUCUUGCCGCAAAUGCAGCGACAGGCGUGACCACUGAACGGCUGUUGGGGACUUUCGGCGACGUUGUUGGGCCCAAGGACAAACUCGUGUUUCGACACGUCUUACGUGACAUGGCGGUCUGUCGCGGUCGUCGAUGGACUCUGAAAGCUCCAGACAGCAGUGCUGACUCUUCGUAG
Molecule: messenger RNA, 2274 nt
Organism: Hyaloperonospora brassicae
Lineage: Eukaryota; Oomycota; Peronosporomycetes; Peronosporales; Peronosporaceae
Source: the annotation of a GenBank genome assembly